This is a messenger RNA of Drechmeria coniospora, 1956 nucleotides long. Its product is annotated as plastidic glucose transporter 4. Gene Ontology annotation, molecular function: myo-inositol:proton symporter activity. Bases 1 to 1956 code for a protein of 651 amino acids. Gene Ontology annotation, cellular component: membrane. Gene Ontology annotation, biological process: transmembrane transport. NCBI's taxonomy places the organism in Eukaryota, Fungi, Ascomycota, Sordariomycetes, Hypocreales, Ophiocordycipitaceae. The record is from RefSeq and is a predicted model, not a curated record. The transcript has 3 exons.
AUGACCGUUGUUGACCGGAAGCAGGAUUCGGCCGGCGAAGACUCGCACGGCCAAGCCGGCGGACGGUCGGCUUCGACGACCACGGCCCCCGUGCUGAAUCCCCUCGCCGGCAUGACGAACGAGGAGGUUCUGGCCGACGCCGACGCCUUUGUCCGGGAGAACGGCCUGGUCGAGCACCGAGACGUCUUCCGCAAGGGCGCCUUGGUGGCCAAGACGCAGAACGAAGUGGGCGCCUACGAAAGCAUCGCCGAGCUCACCGAGGACGACAAGGCCGUUCUCCGCCACGAAGAUGGGCACAAGUGGCGCUCGUCGCCGCCCAUGCUGUACCUCCUGUGUGCCCUCUGCGCCGGUUGCGCCGUCGUCCAGGGCAUGGACCAGACCGUCAUCAACGGCGCUCAGGCCUUUUACUUUCGAGAGUUCCAAAUCACCGACAGGCUCGUCCAGGGUCUCGUCAACGGGUCGCCCUACGCCGCCGCCGCCCUCGUCGGCUGCUGGCUCAACGCGCCGCUGAACAAGCGCGCGGGCCGUCGGGGGACCAUCGCCUUCUCCUGCUUCCUCGCCUUCGUCACGGCCCUGUGGCAGGCCUGCUCCGUCCACUGGCUCUGCUUUCUCGUCGCCCGUUUCGUCCUCGGCCUCGCCGUCGGUGCCAAGUCGAGCACGACGCCCGUCUACGCCGCCGAGUGCGCGCCCAAGAACAUUCGCGGCGCCCUCACCAUGAUGUGGCAGAUGUGGACGGCCUUUGGCAUCAUGCUCGGCUUCGCCGUCUCGCUCGCCUUCCAGCAUCUCGACGUCCUCGGUACCGACUCGCAGUGGCGCUGGAUGAUCGGCGUCACGGCGGUGCCGCCCAUGGUGGUCGGCCUGCUCGUCUACCGCAUGCCGGAGAGCCCGCGCUGGCACAUGGAGCGGAAGGAGUUUGCUCGGGCCUUCAAGUCGCUGAGCGUGCUCCGGAAGCACGACAUCCAGGCCGCCCGCGACAUGUACCUCGCCUACAAGCUCCUCGCCGUCGGCGAGGGGGCCAAGGGGGGCCAGUCGCUCCUCAAGGAGUUCUUCACGGUGCGGCGCAACCGUCGGGCGGCGCAGAGUGCCUGGUUCUGCAUGCUGACACGGCACCGUCGACGCGCAGCUCAUGCAGCAGUUCUGCGGCGGUGGGUUGCCUCCCCCCCCCCUCCCUCGCUCCGUCCGGCGGCGGACGGCAUGCCCGUGACGGACGGUGAAAGGUUCCAUCCACCCCUGCUAACGUGCCGUCUGCCUCCAGUCAACGUCAUCGCCUACUACAGCACCAAGAUAUUCGUCGACGCCGGGUACUCGGCCGAGACGGCCAUGCUCGUCUCGUUCGGCAGCGGCGUCUGCAACUUCCUCGGCGCGCUCCCCGCCGUCUUCACCAUUGACCGGUACGGACGCCGCCAGCUGCUGCUCUUCACCUUUCCCGUCAUGGCCGUCUUCCUCUUCUGGACGGGCUCGAGCUUCCUGAUCGAGGAGAAGCACACGCGGCUCGCGUCGGUGGCCGCGAGCCUGUACGGCUUCAUGAUCCUCUACUCGCCCGGCCUCGGCCCCGUGCCCUUUACCUACAGCGCCGAGGCCUUUCCGCUGCACAUCCGGGCCUUGGGCAUGAGCUCGGCGACGGCCAUCACCUGGGCCUUUAACUUUCUCAUCAGCUUCACCUGGCCCGAGAUGAUGGACAAGUUCACCGCCAUGGGCGGUUUCUACUGGUACGCCGGCUGGAACGUCGUCGGCUGGGUCUUCACCUACUUUCUCCUCCCCGAGACGAAGGGGAGGACGCUCGAGGAGCUGGACAGCGUCUUUAGCGUGCGCAACCGCGACCACGCCCGGUACUACAUGCGGAAGCUGGACCGCUUUUUCAGGAGGCUCCUCGGCCGGGACGUGAAGGCGCUGGCGCCGCUCUAUGCGACCGAGAGCAGAACCGGUUCCGAGGCAGGAAAGCCACAGUCGGCAUGA